UUUGUUUCCCUUUGAUAAUAUUAUUAUUGCUAUUUAUUAUUUUAACCUUCUCCUUCCUUCCUUCCCCUUUCAACCCUCCUUCUGAGCUCUCUCCCUCUCUUCCUUCCGGAAUUGAAUCCUGUUUGCUGCUUUGAGAAUUGAGAUCGAGGUGGUGAGAUAGAUAGAGAGAUAUAGUAAUAUUAAGGGAAGUGAUCGAUUGUUGGGGGGGGAGGGGGGCGAGGGGGAGCAGGGAUGAAGUUCGGGAAGAGCCUGAGCAACCAGAUCGAGGAGACGCUGCCGGAGUGGAGGGACAAGUUCCUGUCGUACAAGGAGCUGAAAAAGCGGCUGAAGCUCAUCGGCGCCGAGAGGCCGCCCAAACGGGCUAGGGCCGUGGCCGACGAGGACGGCGUGGAGGCGUCGCCCGUCGCCAUGACCCGCGAGGAGGAGGAAUUCAUCACCCUGCUCGAGGCCGAGCUCGACAAGUUCAACACCUUCUUCGUCGAGAAGGAGGAGGAGUACAUCAUCCGCCAGAAGGAGCUGCGGGACAGAGUGGAGAGAGCCGUCGGAAGAGAUUUCAAAGAUGAACUGACGAGGGUGAGGAAGGAGAUCGUGGAUUUCCAUGGGGAGAUGGUCCUCCUUGAGAACUACAGCGCCUUCAAUUACACCGGGCUGGUGAAAAUACUAAAAAAAUAUGACAAAAGAACAGGAGCUCUAAUUCGGCUGCCCUUCAUUCAGAAAGUGCUGCAGCAACCCUUCUUCACCACCGAUCUGCUGUACAAGCUAGUAAAGGAGUGUGAGGCCAUGCUGGACUGUCUCUUCUCGACAAAUGAACCAUCCGUAUCGGGUGAGGAGAAUGGUGAAGAAGCAGUUGAUGGACAGCAUAAAUGCUCAAAACCAGGGUCAGCCUUGGUAAAAGGUGGGGUCCCAGAGCUAGAGGAGAUCGAGUACAUGGAAAGCUUGUACAUGAAGAGCACGAUCGCAGCAUUGCGGGCUUUGAAAGAGAUCAGGAGUGGCAGUUCCACGGUCAGUGUGUUCUCUCUGCCUCCUUUGCAGACCAGUGGAGUCGACGAACGGUGGAGUAACGUUCCUGUUGUAGAACAAGUGGCCAAGUGAUGUCAGCAGAUGUAUUCAUGGCUUCAUACUGCUUUACUUCUUCGUUGUUCCUACGUGGAUGUGCUUGGAGAUGGAUUAGGAUCUCCAUCUCUUGCCUCCUUUUUUAUGUACAACUUAUAAUCUCACGUGUAUUAAUUAAUUAGGUCCUAAAUCUCUCUGAUAGAUGUAUAAUGCCAAAUUCUGAAUCCAAGUGGCUGAACUAGAGAAUUCCUGCUUGUUUUUUGAUUC
Molecule: messenger RNA, 1320 nt
Organism: Ananas comosus (pineapple)
Lineage: Eukaryota; Viridiplantae; Streptophyta; Magnoliopsida; Poales; Bromeliaceae
Product: SPX domain-containing protein 1-like
Exons: 3
Coding region: 232-1092 (286 amino acids)
Biological process (GO): cellular response to phosphate starvation
Source: RefSeq, a predicted model, not a curated record